Molecule: messenger RNA, 2337 nt
Organism: Trypanosoma theileri
Lineage: Eukaryota; Euglenozoa; Kinetoplastea; Trypanosomatida; Trypanosomatidae
Exons: 1
Source: RefSeq, a predicted model, not a curated record
AGUAAUAGUAAUAGUAAUAGUAGUAGACUAAACAAUAUACAUAAUGUCCAUAAAGAAGAUAAUAAGAAUACUACUACUACUAAUACUACUCACAUUUCUCUUCCACAACGGGGAACAUUGGGAUGGCGUAAGUUGCAGGCAUUACAGCAGCAGUGUAGUAUACAAGAAGAACGUCAACGCUUUGAUAUCACAUGUGAAGAAGAACGUAAAAUGCAUCUCAUCAUUGAAGAGGAAUUUCAAGACCGACUCUUGUUAAUGACUAUUAACACUACUAAUAUUAAUAAUAAUAAUAAUAAUAUCCAAACCCCACAAAAACAACAACAACAAUCUCAACAACAAUCUCAAUCUCAACAAUUUGUAUGGCCUUCACAAACAGAGAGUUCCCCCUACAGUACGGCGGGGAACAGUAUCACUCCCCCGCAGACCACACCUAUUGCCAAAGCCGACAACAGUCAUCCCAACAACAACAACAACAACAGCCGCAGCAGCAGAAGUCCCAGUUAUUAUAUCCCACACACCCCUCCAAUGGAAAUAAAGGAAGAAACCAGCAGUGAACAGGAAUACACCGCCCUCUACACAUCUGCACAACAACAAGCUCGGGAAUAUGAGGCGAAAUCGGCACAACUGAUGGCAUACAUCCGUCAACUCUCAGAGGAAUUAUUGUCUAGUGUACCCACACCAACGACUCUCGGCUCAGAUGAUAUCUCUACAUACUCCACAGGCUCACAGAGUACAGAGGCACGACAGCAACGAUGGAGAGAGAAGAAAGAACAGAGACAUCAUCAACAGUUCUGGUGGAUGACUAUGCGGAGAUUACAUGAUGUACAGGCGAAUCGAGCACAACUGGAUCGUGAGUAUAUGGAACUCAGCAAACAUAUUCGUCAUUUACAUACAAAGAUGCAGGGAUUAUCAUACAAUGGAAAAUCACAGAGUACACUACAUUUCCCGUCAUUUAUUCUAAAUCCUGAUGGAAGGAGUGUAUCGCAGGAAAUGAUGCGAGAACAACAACAUCAAUAUCAUCAUCAACAAACACAGUAUACUCUUAAGGCUCUUAUGGCUAUGAUGUCUUCACUUUAUAAAAAGUUAAAAAACACUUCCAUCAAUGUAUUAACCAUGCCUUUAUUUUCUAAAGGAGAAUUCAUAAACUUUAUGCAUACACUGCACCACCAGCCCCAGCAGGCUUUAAAAGGACUACAAUUAACACUAUGGUUCAUGAUAGGAAGUGUAAAGAUUAUAUUGGAUGACUGUACAAAGAUAAUGAUGAAAAUACAGCGGUCUGUUCCUAUUACACAUAUGACACCAUCUAACAGUUUAUACUUCCUUCUGGGUACAAUCCUGCGAUGCUGCGACACUGCCUUCACCAACACAGUUUCUUUGUUUUAUAUGAGUAUUGGUACCUCCUGCCUUCUCUAUUCUCUGGGAACAUCCGCUAUUGGGAAUGCUUUUCAUGCUGGAUAUGAUUUUACUGCUGAGGCCACUACGACUGCCCUCAAUACCUUUUUGAUGUUUCCAUUUGGUUGUUUAUUGGAACUAUCAAAUGUUACUUCAGCGGCUACUCAUCGUAUUUUGACAGGAUCCCGCCAAACAGCGGCCUACACUUUCUAUUUCACUACUGGUGCUGGUGCCGCUGCUGCUGGGAAUAUGAAAAGGACUAUAAUUACAUCGGCUUCUCUUGGGAAGCGAGUGACAUCAGCAGCUGUUCAGAAGACUAUGAGAAUAUCUCACCAACUAACCGUCUAUCCUUUCUAUUUUACUGUUGGUGUUGGGGCAGCUGCUACUGGUAAUGUAAAACGAGUUAUUCUUAUUGCUAUUAAAGAUGUGGAUCGAGUUGCAACUGCGCUUGGUCUUGGAUGUAUGAAACGAGUUCUUAUUAUUGCUGUUAAAGAUGUGGAGCAAAUUACAUCUACUGCUCUUAACCAUAUGAAAGAGAGUAUUAAUACUGCUAUUUGUAAAGCAAAGCAAAUAACACCAGAAGCUGUUCAACACAUGAUGAGAGUAUCUCACCAACUAACCGUCUAUCCUUUCUAUUUCACUAUUGGUAUUGGGGUUAUUGCUGCUGGCGAUGUGAAAAAGGCUGUUAAUGGAAUUGUUUCAGAUGUGAAGAGUGUUACUUCAGCUGCUGCUCAUGGCACUAUGGCAGUAUCCCGUCAAAUAGCGGCCCAUCCUCUCUAUUUCACUGUUGGUGUUGGGAUUGUGGCUGCUGGGAAUGUGAAAAGGGCUGUUAAUACAGCUGUUUCUGAUGUGAAGGGAGUUUCUGUUGUUUCUUCAGUGCGGAGGAGUGCAGAUAAGGUGAGUGUGUGGUGUCGUGUGCCGUGGAGGGAAAUACAUUCACUGUGA